GAAUUUUUCUGGUGCAAUACAUAAUGAGCUUGUACUUGGUACUUGGAUUUGCCGAUUUCGGUCCACUGAAACCCUAACCUUCUACUCAUCUGACCUCUCGGUUUCUGUUCGGUCCUGAGAGGCUUAUCUCCAAGACUCCAUCUCGCUCUUCAAUGGCGAAGACACCCAAAACCAAAAAGCGAAGGCUUGUAAAAAAAUUCAAGAAAGACGAUCUACAACAAGAAGUCGAUACCACCUCCACCUCCAACAAAAAACCCAAAACCGAAAAGCCCCGGAAACCCCAACCCCGGCCACCACCACCACAACAACAAUCCCUAAACACUGAUUCCGAUUCCGACUCCGACUCCGACUCCCUCCCCAACCUCCUGGAGCUCUUCUCCAAAGGCCAGCUUAUCGACCUCAUCUCCAGCACCGCCCUUCAGCUCCCCUCACUCUCCCGCCUCGUUCGCCAGGUGGCCGACCGCGACGUCUCUCACCGCAAGAUCUUCGUACAUGGCCUUGGCUGGGACACCACUCGCCAGACAUUACUCUCUGCCUUUGAGCCUUUUGGAGAGAUAGAGGACUGCACCCUCGUCACGGACAAGGUCAGUGGAAAAGCCAAGGGAUAUGCCUUCGUCUUAUUCAAGACCCGGAAGAGCGCCCAAGAGGCUCUCAAGAACCCUACGAAGAAGAUCGGCAACAGACUCGCCUCGUGGCAGCUGGCUUCCGUGGGCCCUGGGGCACCAUUGCAGUCCCAGGACGUUGCGGCGCGAAGGAUUUACGUGAACAACGUGCCGGCCGAUACGGACGCCGAGUUAUUGAGACAAUUCUUCGCAAAAUUCGGGGAGAUCGAGGCGGGUCCAUUUGGGUUCGAUCAGAACACCGGAAGAUCCAGAGGCUUUGCGUUGUUCGUGUAUAAGAGCGAGACCGGUGCCAAGAAGGUUCUGGAAGAGCCGUUUAGAACAUUUCAAGGGCACCGAUUGCAUUGCCAGAAGGCAACCGAUGGGAAGGGCAAGAAUCUGGUGCAGGGGCAUGUGGCGGCACAACCACCGUUACAAGCGCAGCGAGCACCGGUUUUGGCAGCGGCACAGAAUUCGUCGCUGUUUGGGCAGCAUCUGAACCUGAACCCAUUGUACAGCGGGUUCAUUCCGAGUCCAGAAGCCGGGUUCUUGGCACCUGCAGGGGUGUUGAACCCGAGCGUGACGACCACCCAGUUAGGGGGAAAUCAGUCUUUCUUCGGGGCCCACGGCGUGUCAGGUGUGGGUCUGCAGCACUUGUAUCCAAACAUGCAGGUGGGACAGCCGAGUGCCGGUAGGAAUCAGGGCGGUGGUGGCUCUAUCAGUGGAUACCCUUCAUAUAUGUGAUGAAGUGCUGCUGAACUUGAGGAUUGAUGUCCUAAGAGCUUGUUCUGGGUCAACAUUUAUUGUUGUGGAAGUUUUACUCAUAGGGAAAACUUUUGAACUCUAAUAUAACUAUCCAGGAUCUCAUAACUUAGCCAACUUGAGAAAUAGUUGGUUGACUUCUUUUAUUAUUUUUUUCGCCUUUAUUUGAAUAGUUUCUUUAUCUUCCUUGUAAGGAUUAACUUUUUUCAUUUUUUUUAAAGUCAUUUCGUUUUAUUGUUA
Molecule: messenger RNA, 1601 nt
Organism: Carya illinoinensis
Lineage: Eukaryota; Viridiplantae; Streptophyta; Magnoliopsida; Fagales; Juglandaceae
Product: UBP1-associated protein 2B-like
Exons: 2
Coding region: 153-1343 (396 amino acids)
Molecular function (GO): RNA binding
Source: RefSeq, a predicted model, not a curated record